Molecule: messenger RNA, 7581 nt
Organism: Lates calcarifer (barramundi perch)
Lineage: Eukaryota; Metazoa; Chordata; Actinopteri; Centropomidae
Gene: ambra1b
Product: autophagy/beclin-1 regulator 1b
Exons: 19
Coding region: 385-4560 (1391 amino acids)
Biological process (GO): autophagy
Cellular component (GO): intracellular membrane-bounded organelle
Molecular function (GO): protein binding
Source: RefSeq, a predicted model, not a curated record
CUAGCAGCUAGCUAGUUACGCAGUAGCAGUUCGGCGUCGGGCAGCUAAUAAAACAUUGGACCAAUGCCUUAGAAAAGCCUUUUCUCCGCCUCCCUCUGAUAAUAUGAAUGUUGUCAAUUGAUGUCAGUGGACGCUGUUCAUUAGAAAAACCGUGAAACACCGAUGUUAGCGUCAGACUGCUUAUUCUUUGCAGCGGCCACAUUUUCCGUUUUUGGCCGAGCUAGCUCCUAGCUGACGAGCUAGCCUAGCCCCUGUUAGCCUGUUAGCACGCCUGUGAUGGCACAGCCGGAGAGCGACGGGAUAAAGGAAGACUAGACUCUGCAUGGCGACGGACUGGCAGCAGUGGGAGUGAGCAGCCAAUCAGCCGAGGCCACCGGUAGCAACAUGGCGUCCCGUCAGAGGAACUCGGUCCGGAUCCUGUCCAGCCGGGAGCGAGGAUCCCAGACCUUUGGCUCUCAGCGGCUCCUGCAGCUGCUGGUGGAGGAGAAAGUCCGCUGGAUGAAAUGGCAGAGUCAGAAAGUGGAGCUGCCGGACAGCCCUCGCUCAACGUUCCUGCUGGCGUUCAGUCCAGACAGGACCCUCAUGGCUUCCACACAUGUGAACCACAACAUUUACAUAACAGAGGUGAAGACUGGAAAGUGCCUACAUUCCUUAGUGGGCCACCGUAGAACCCCCUGGUGUGUGACCUUCCACCCCACCAUACCCGGCCUGGUGGCCUCCGGGUGCCUUGAUGGCGAAGUCCGCAUCUGGGACCUGCAUGGUGGUAGUGAGAGUUGGUUUACAGAGAGCAAUGUUGCCAUUGCCUCCCUGGCCUUCCACCCGACCGCUCAGCUCCUCCUCAUCGCCACCAACAACGAGCUCCACUUCUGGGACUGGAGCCGACCGGAGCCGUUCGCCGUGGUCAAGACGGGCAGCGACACGGAGAGAGUCCGGUUGGUGAGGUUUGAUCCUCUGGGUCACAACCUGCUGACAGCGAUAGUGAAUCCGUCCAAUCAGCAGAACGAGGAGGACUCUGAGGUUCCUAUGGACAGUGUAGAGAUGCCUCACUUCCGUCAGCGCUCCUUCUUGCCCACGCAGCCGGUUCGCCGCACGCCCAUCCUCCACAACUUCCUCCACAUCUUGUCGUCUCGCUCCCCGGGGGCUCAGGCAGGAGGCGAGCAGCCGCGCCCUCUUGGUGAAAAUGGAAGCAACGUCGGAGAAUCUCCCAGCAUGCAUCUGGCCCAGUUCCCCAGCUCCGAGCGGGGGCCUCCAUUCCCUGGCUGCACGCAGCACCUGGGCAUGGUCUGCCUGUGCAGUCGCUGCUCGGUCAAUCGUAACCCUUCCCUGGCCACCAACGGUUCCUCUGCGCCCCCCUCUGAUCCCAGGGUGUCAGCCGACGCCCCCCAGCCUCCCUCAGCUUCCACGUUCUCCUCGGCCCGUACGGAGCCCAGGCAGCCGUCAGAGCGGCCCUCGGCCUUUACCUCAGUCUACUACAGCACCGGCACUUCUCUGAAUCCACCUGCACCGAGCGGCAUCGAGCCGCACUCCGCCUCCAGAGCAGGACCCGACUGGACACGCAACCUGCUAAGCAUGAGGGAGGGGGGCGUCGGCCCGGGCAUGCUGCCUCCCAGAACCUCCUCCUCCUCCUCCAUCAGCCUUCUGUCAGUGCUCCGUCAGCAGGACGGCUCCUCUCACUCCCCUGUCUACACCUCUGCCACUGAGGGCCGGGGUUUCCCCCAGCAGGGAGGGCCCGGGGCCCGGGACGCUGCCGGUACAAGCAGUGGGCACCACCCGUUCUGGGACGGCUCUCGCAGCAACACGGCGUCCUUCCGUAACGUGCUGCAGUGCAACCUGAGCCGCUACUUCAUGGAGUUCGACCGCAUGCAGGACCUGGAGCCGCCGUUAGGGGGCGGCAUGGCGGACGGGAGCCAGGAGCAGAGCCAGGAGCUGCUGAAUAAUAACAUGGACCCAGACAGACCCGGGCCUUCCUCGUCCUCCUCCUCCACCACCCCCACCAUCAUCCACUACCAGCCUCCCCUCCCUCCCCCUCCUUCCUCCCACAGCCUGGAGAACAACGUUCCACCCCCGGCCUCCCGAGGCCACCUGAACCGCUGCCGGGCCUGCCACAACCUGCUGACUUUCAACCACGACUCUCAGCGCUGGGAGCGCACAAACCAGUCCUCCUCCACCUCCGCCUCCGCUCUGGAGCCCUCCUCCUCCUCCUCCUUCCCUGCUUCUUCUUCUUCCCCCUGGCAGCCUGAAGAGAGCAGGAGGACACUAGAAGCCCAAACCCAGGAGAGGAGGGCGCCUCCGGAGCCCAGCGAGCAGCCGCCUCCGCCCGGGGGUGGAGGAGCGGGAACAGUGGCCUUCCCCAUCGCCCCGUCCUCCAGCCAGCCUGGAGAGCAGACGGUGGGCUUGGUGUACAACCAGGACACGGCGCAGUGGGAGAGGGUGUACCGGCAGGCCACUGCCGGACGGUCGGCAGAGCCACCGGAGGCCUUAAGCCAAGAAAUGCCUGUUGACCCCCCAGACGAGGACUCCCUGAGGAGGCGACUGUUGGAAUCAUCUCUGUUAUCGUUGUCUCGUUACGACAUGUCGGGAUCAAGAGACCACCCCAUUUACCCCGAUCCAGCCAGGCUUUCUCCAGCUGCUUACUACGCCCAGAGGAUGAUCCAGUAUCUGUCCAGACGGGACAGCAUUCGCCAGCGCUCGCUCCGUUACCAGCAGAACCGCCUGCGGGCCAUGUCGUCUUCAUCGGACAGUCCCGCCAGCAACCCGUCCAGCUCCAUGGACAACAGUGACGUGGACUUUGAGGAGCUGGAUGAUAACGGAGACCGAGCGAGGCACAGGACGCCCCGUAACGCCAGGAUGUCUGCACCCUCGCUGGGUCGCUUCGUCCCACGGCGUUUCCUCCUCCCUGAGUACCUGCCCUAUGCUGGAAUCUUCCAUGAGAGAGGGCAGCCCGGCCUGGCCACACACUCCUCUGUCAACAGAGUCCUUGCCGGGGCGUCAAUCGGGGACGGACAGUCUGCAGUCGCCAGCAACAUCGCAAACACCACCUACCGUCUACAGUGGUGGGACUUCACCAAAUUCGACCUGCCUGAGAUCAGCAACGCCUCGGUCAACGUCCUGGUGCCAAACUGUAAGAUCUACAACGACGCGAGUUGCGACAUCUCUGCGGACGGUCAGCUGCUGGCCGUCUUCAUUCCCAGCAGCCAGCGGGGUUUUCCAGACGAGGGCAUCCUGGCCAUCUACUCUCUGGCUCCACACAACCUGGGAGAGAUGCUCUACACCAAGAGAUUUGGUCCGAACGCCAUCUCCGUCAGCUUGUCUCCGAUGGGCUGCUACGUGAUGGUGGGUCUGGCCUCUCGCAGGAUCCUGCUGCAUCCCACCACCGACCACAUGGUGGCGCAAGUCUUCCGCCUGCAGCAGCCUCACGGAGGAGAGACGUCGAUCAGGAUGGUGUUCAACGUGGUUUACCCCAUGGCUCCAGACCAGAGGCGCCAUGUCAGCAUCAACUCGGCUCGCUGGCUGCCGGAUCCUGGGAUGGGUCUGGCUUAUGGAACCAACAAAGGAGACCUGGUCAUCUGUCGGCCUGUGUUCUAUCGCAGCGAUGGUGAGAGCCCCGGAGAGUCGAGCAGUGAACCUUUAUUCUCCGUCAACAACAGUGGAACCAGUCGGAGCCGAGGUUCUGACAGACCGGGACCUAACCGCUCCGGCUGGAGGCUGGACAGAGACAUGGGACUGAUGAACGCGAUUGGUCUACAGCCGCGACACCCCGCCCCCUCGGUGACGUCACAGGGAACCCAGACGCCGAUCGUCCAGCUGCAGAACGCUGAGACACAAACGGAGAGGGACCUAUCAGAGCCCAGCGUCUCCCAGCUGCCACUCAACGUCCCUCCUCCUGAGACUCCUUCCACCAGUCGAGCAGCUCAGGCGCAGCUGGAGGCGUCUCAGAGCAGCAGAGCUCAGGACGGGGUCCAGGGUGAAGCUUCGGCCGAGGCCAACACAUCCACAGCUUCAGGAGAGUCUCCGGAGUUUGGUUCAGGUGAAGACGCUCUGGCUCGGAUCCGCCGGCUGAUCGCGGAGGGCGGGAUGACGGCCGUGGUUCAGCGGGAGCAGAGCACCACCAUGGCCUCGAUGGGCGGCUUCGGGAACAACAUCAUCGUCAGCCACCGCAUCCACCGCGGCUCCCAGACGGGAUCCGGGGCCUCCAGGCCCCCGGCCGACCCCGCCGCCACCACCCCUUCCUCCUCCUCCUCCUCCUCCUCAGGUCCCCUCCUCAUCGCCCCAUCGUACCCCCCUCCCCGUGCUCCUGACCCGUCUGAACAGCUGGCUCCGGCGUGGGGCCCCCAGGUGCUGUCGGGCCCCCGGCCCUCCGGCCUGUCUCUGGCUGUGGACAUGGACGACGUGUUUGACGGAGGACGAACGGACGACGACUCCCUACCGGGUCCCUCCUCCUCCUCCCUGCUGCUGUCUUCCCCCUCCUCCUCCUCCUCCUCUUCUUCUCACAGCCCCCUCCCCGGCGGCAGCGGGGGGGCCCGCCCCAACAGUUACCCCGGCGACCCGUACAGCAGGUAGUUCUCCUGUCGGCCAGGAGAAGCAGAGCGUCGGCCGACGGGUUUCAUAGAGGGCGCUCCUCAAAGCCUUAUCUCACAAAGAAAUGGGUGCUGCUUCGACUCUGCACAGGGUCUCCCGCCUGGAAAAGAAGGGACACAAGAACCCCCGCCUCACCCCGCCUCACCCCGCCUCACCCUGAAACCAUGAGUGGCAUUGGCGUGCACUUCCUCUGCACUUAAACUGAAGCUGAACCGCGAUCAUUCCUCGUCAGAAAGGGCUUCUAGUUGAACGGAGGCCGGUCGGUGCUGAGCUCCUCUCUGCUCAGCGUCAUGGAAGACAAGGUUCCUGUGUAUCAAAGUGCCAUGUCUGAGGGGGAGGGGGAGGACGGGGAGGACGGGGGAGGACGGGGGUAUCUCUUUCUCACACACAUUUACUCCAACGUGCUGCAUUCGGUGCCAUGUGAUGUUGAAUUUGAUGUGAAAUAGUGCGUGAUUGAAGUGUUCAAAGUGAAUUCAGCACUACUUUAUUUUGAAGCCUGUUUUUGUACCGUGUGUAAUUAUGAUGUUUGAACAGAGGAAGGCGUCGGAGGCCGGACGCUGCAGCUCAUGGAGGACGUUCCCGCCGUGUCCUCGCCGUGUGGAGAAUCAAUCAUCGAUGACUGAAUGAACUGAGACUGAAUGAACUGAAUCUACUGCAUGUCUCUACAAUAAUGCUGCAGUUCAUCAAACAAACAAUGAUUUUUCUUUUUCAAAAGGCUGAAGAGGAGACGAACCAUUUCCUGUUUGAGGGCGGGGGUGGGGGGGCUGCUCCAAACACCUCCCCCCUCUAAAAUACCCACCAGACCCAGUUGCACUAUGGUGUGUUUGAUGUGUGUGUGAGUCUGUUUGGAGCUGGUGUGAAACCAUGAGACCGACAACGACGGCUGUUGAUCUAAACUUCAUGAUCCUGGUUUUUCCCUCUGGUCCAGACUCUGCUGGUUUAAUAACAGAGCUGAGCCUCAGCUUUACUUUAACUUUAUAAACACCUGUGGACGAUGAAGAAGUUUGGAUUCUGUCUGGACCCGUAGAAGGAAACACACAAAGACUGGUUUUAUUAAAUCUCAUGUUCAGACUCAAACCAACUGUUGGUCCGUCUCUCAACACCUUCCCCCCUCUGUCUGUGGCUCUCAGCUCUGAGCUCUUUGGUUCCUGCUGAAGACUUAAAACAGUCUGAGGUGGUUUCAGUCUGAGCAGGAGGUUUGAUGAUGAGAAACCAGACUUCAACUUCAGCGUCGUUUAAAUCAGAUGUUAGUUCUGGAUCAGGUCAGAAUCUGAGUCACCAGGUCCAAACAGAGGCUCCUGUUGUGUGUGUGUGUGUGUUUGUGUGAGUACAGAGACGUGUGUGAGUGUGUGGUGGUGUGUUUUAUUGGGGAGAGGCAGGAGACGUGUAGCAUCUCUCUGCUCGGUGUUAUCUGGUCACACUUUUCCACCACGGGAACUGAACCACCUGGAACCUGGAGAUCCUCAGAACCUGAACCUGCAGGAACCAUUGGUUUUUGGUUCUGCCACUGAAGCACAGACGUCAUAUUUGAUCAGAGUUCAGUCAGUCGUUAGCUCUGAUCAGAUUUUUCCUUUUCCUCGGUAUCGUUAAAUGAUCCCACCUUCAGCAGGUCGUCAGCUGAACAGAGCAACAAGAGACCAGGAGACUGACUCCAGAUCAGAUCAUCGGUCACAUUUUUCCUGUUUGGCUGUGACAUCUUUAACUGAGACUCUCCUGUGUUUAAUGAUUCCUCUUUAUCUUUACUUGAUGAUCACACGGCAGAGCGCCGACUGUCAGACUGAGUCUCUCACAACAUUUACAGGUGGGCUUCGUUCAUUUCUGUGGAAGUGUAAACACCUGCCUCAGACUGACGGAAUCUUCCUGUUAGAAUCCACUAAGACAAACAGCUUAAACAGCAUCAGAUGUUUCUUAUGGAGCGUCUGAAGGGAUGCGACACAGAGUCUCUGGAUCUGUAUAUGAAUCUGAGGUACCUGAACAUCACACAGAUUGUCCUCACCUUCAGCUCCAGGUUCAGUUCCUGUGGUGGAAAACUAACCCCCCCCCGUCUUCGAACUCCUGCAGAAGAAAACUUGAAUUUUUUGAUCAAGCUCUACUUUUCCUCCUGCAGCCUGUGAGACUGUACAGCCGCCAACGCUCGCAGCUGUUUUAGAGUUUGUUUUUUUAUUCUUAUUCCACAUGUGCUUAGCCAUCCACACAUGAAGCUGCAUAGAGGUUCAUGUACUGAUAGUGUUUAAGUUGUGUAUGUGUGUUUUUUUUGGGGGGGGGGGGUAAACGGACCUAUGAAAUGAAGAGGAGGAGGAGAGCCCUGAUUGGAGCUGUGCAGAGACACUGUGUGAUCGGAGACAGAGCUGUUUACUUUUUAUUUUUUAUUUAACCUUUAUUUCCUGCAGGUUUAGUCCAGGUGAGGUCAGGGACAGGGGGGAGGGAGGGGAGGGAGGGGGAGGACAGCAGCUGCAUGUAAAGAGAAACACAAACAGCAGGUGAUCUGAAUGCUCCUCCUGGCUUUACUUGAUCAAUGAACAUUUUAAAAACGUUGUUUGGGUGAUGUUGUGUCUGUUUUGUGUGUGUUUGGGGGAGGGAGGGGGGUGACUUUACCCUCCCCCCUCCUCCCCCUUCUUCUCUUGUGAAUGAUGAACAGAGCGUCACCGUUUUCAACAAUGCAACAGAUAAAUAAGGAAGGUACACCUGUCACCAAACCCUGCUCUGUCAGACUGUGGAGUUUGUACAGCUGCGAUUCUCUGCUUUGACUUUUAGACGUGAUGUAAUUAAAGAGCUUUGAGAGUUUUUCUGUGACCAGGUGGAGUCGUUGACGGUGAUUCAGUCAUGAUUCAUCCAUAAUGUGUUUAAAAAAAUCAGCUGGUUCCAGUCUGGAGGAAUAUUCAUGUGUCGAGCUCCAAAUCUUUUAUCUCCUGUUAAUCUCAGCUUUUAUUAGCAGACAGUGAUGUAAACACACACUCAGGUAGUCAUUUAGAUUCAAAGCUAAUAAAUAAUUUAUCGGGCAAA